Hylaeus volcanicus is the source of this 4281-nucleotide messenger RNA. RefSeq names its product battenin (gene Cln3). Gene Ontology annotation, biological process: lysosome organization; regulation of intracellular pH. NCBI's taxonomy places the organism in Eukaryota, Metazoa, Arthropoda, Insecta, Hymenoptera, Colletidae. The coding region runs from base 1895 to 3160 and encodes 421 amino acids. The transcript has 8 exons. The record is from RefSeq and is a predicted model, not a curated record. Gene Ontology annotation, cellular component: membrane; lysosome.
GGGUCGAUCGAAGCUGCUAGCAUACGAAGGAAGCCUCGAAGCCGAAGCAGGGAUGGCAAAGAUCGAGGAGGAAGAAAGAAAUCAGGAUAGUGCAGACAGUGGCAAAAAAUCGAACGAUUCGGCUGUCGAGAGCCUGGUCCAGCCGAAAGGAGCCGACCAAGACUGCUGGGUCUGCGAGUCUACCUCCAAAGAAACGCUUUGGUGGCAGAGUGAACGAGCGGAAUGCUUAUUGGAUUGGUGAUCACCGGGCCGAGUCGAGUCGAGCCGAAGCGAAGCGAACGAGGCGUUCGUACUUCGGCGUCGCUCUAUAACUGGCUGAUUUCGCCUGGAGCUUAUUUAUUUCGAAUCCGAAACUCGUCGCGGCAGCCACGUGCUACGAUCGCAGCUGUGAGUCAGUCGAUCGCUUUUUCAUCGAUCGCGGUAGACGAUCUACAACAAACUAAAGAAAAAUAAGGAAAAUAAAAGGGAACUCGAGUAUAAAACGUGGAAUAGAUAAAUAUAAGUACACGGAGAGUAUAAAUUCCAUUUUUAUAGCAUUGCUAUUCGUCGUCGUCCGUGCAUCGCUAUCGACUUUCCUUUAGGACACUUUGAGGAAAGCUCCGGUUGUCUCGACCCCUCAACCACCCCCGGUGACGUUGUCGAUCGUUCUCCGGUUGCUGUGAUGAUGUGUGACUUGUGACAAGGAUAUUCAUUCUUUCGCUAAAGACUUUUAGAUUCUCUCGUCUGCGCCGCCGACCGAAUAUCUCCGUUCUGGAAAGAAUAAUAGUAUCGUAGUUCUCUUCACUACCUCACGUGGAGACUCGGCGUUGAUUACAAAUUCAGUCACCGGCAAAAAUAGUCAACGGAUCCGAAGAGGAGGACCUUUCCACGUUUCACGAGGCGAUGCGAUAUUUAUUUUCAUCGAUAAAGCUAGCAGAAGCCUAGGAGGGGAAGAGCAACCGAAAAAGAGUCUACUUUGAUCUAGCGGACUCGCACAGUUUAUCUUGGCCUGACGAGAUUCGACGUCUUCGAGAAUUUGUUGACUUCAGCGCGCCAUCGGAACGAAGAAAGCGUGAAAGAAGUUUCUCGAAGCUCGGUUACCGCCACGACUGGCUGUGUUGAGUUUUCUGUGAGCAUCUCGGGAGGGGAUCUGGGCAAAAGAGGAACCCGAUCGGACGCGUGCACCGUUUACAACGUAGGAGUUAUUCGUAACUAUCGCAUAGGUCGCGGUUCGACAGACAUAUUUUUGCAUAAAUUUUGCUACGUAGCAGCUAAACCUCUGAGCAGUCUAGCUAAUUUUAAACGCGGACACUUGAACGAAUUUCUGGAAUUCGGCAGUUCGACUCAACGCUACGGUGGAGCGAAUCCACAAGGGCGCCCGGAUUGGAAACGUAUCGCUCCGAGAAAAAACAAUUAUUGCGUCGACGAGGAGCCGAAGAAGCGUUUGUUUCGAUUAAAGAGCAUUAACGUCGAGUUAUCGAGCGCACUAUCUCACCUAUCGAACGAUAACGUUGGGACUCUUUGAAUGCAUGCCACCGACGUAGCGAACCGAGUGACGAGAUUGCUUUGCAACGCAGUUUGAGGUGUCGAUCGAAAUACCCGCUUAAAGAGGGAGCAAAGGAGCAAGGAUAAGAAAGAUACGAAGUGCGUCGUUUUUGAAAACAGAAGAAUUUCUGAAAUUCAUAACAACAUCGCCCUAACGUUGAAUAAUCUAGAAGGCUCCGCGUGCUGCGUUAGGACCCCUCGAAUAGGUCCAGGUAAAAAAAAAAAGGGGAGCAGGAUUUAGGGUAAUAGAGGGGAGCUAGGAAUACGAUCAACGUCAGUUUCAAAAGGCGGUAGUUGGACGGAAGACCAAGUCGAGAGAAGAUAGACGGAAACGGAGGAAGUCGAGUACAGAGUUGAAUAGAGAAAGGUCAUGGCAAAGUGCAAGCCUUUGUCAGCUCCUGAGCGACACGCCAGCGUCGUGUUCGACGAUGAAUCGGUGGCCGUUCGAUCGCGAUGGCGAAAUCUUGCCGCCUUUUGGAUACUUGGCCUCUGCAACAAUUAUGGUUACGUGGUGAUGCUCAGCGCUGCCCACGACAUCCUCGAGAGCAAGUUUGGAUCGACGCAUCCUGUCAUGGAUUUGAAUGUCACGACUAAUACGACUGGAGUUCGAUCCUGCAACACGCUCUCUACUGGCGCUAUACUGCUGGCGGACAUUCUGCCUUCCCUGGUGGUGAAGGUCAUUACACCCUUCUUGCCGUUUUACGUACAUGCUCGACUGGCUACCUGUGUGUUAUUUUCCGCUGCAGGAUUCCUCGUGGUGUCGUUAAGCACUACCGAAUGGCUCGCCAUUCUGGGCGUCGUUGUAACGUCACUCUCUUCCGGUUUGGGAGAAGUUACGCUGCUGAGUUACAGCCAUCAGUACCCCAAACAAGUAAUCGCGACAUGGUCUUCUGGUACAGGAGGCGCUGGAAUAAUUGGCGCGCUCUCCUAUGCCGCCCUCACGAUUUGGUUCAGCAAUGAAGACACGUUGUUGCUCAUGUUAGUCGUACCGAUCAUACAAGGAAUCACUUUCUGGUUGGUCUUGGUCCAUCCGACUCAACCCACAAUACCGAUCACUAAGAACGGUAUCGAGAGCCAGGAACAAAUCAUCGAGAAUCCAAGCAAGAGCUUCAAAGAGAAGAUACAUCUGGUCCCGGGCUUGCUGAAGUAUAUGAUUCCUCUGGGACUCGUGUACCUCUUCGAGUAUUUCAUUAAUCAAGGAUUGUACGAGCUGAUCGAAUUCGACGGCAUUUGGUUAUCGCACGCCGAGCAGUACCGAUGGCUCCAAGUGGAUUAUCAGAUUGGAGUAUUCAUUUCAAGAUCGUCCGUCAAUCUUGUCGCGAUUAAUAAAAUCUGGGUCAUGGCUGUUUUGCAGUUUGUUAACGUGAUCGUCUUGUUGUUCGAGACCCUGUACUACUAUAUGCCAAACAUUUGGAUCGUGUUCAUCCUGGUCUUGUGGGAAGGUCUCCUUGGUGGCGGGGCGUACGUCAAUACGUUCUAUCGGAUGUCCACCGAGAUUCCAAGAGCAGAUCGCAAAAUUUCUUUGGGGAUUGCCACGAUGGCCGAUUCCAUCGGGAUCGCGAUCGCAGGAUGGAUGUCGAUGCCCGUUCACAAUGCGAUUUGCAAAAUGCCACAACCGAGUCGACUGGGUAGUUAGGUAACCACUAAUCAUUAGAUAGUAUCUAACGACAAUCGCGCGACCAAGCAUGGCUUCCGCAGCGUGGUGAAACCGUGCGAUAUUUAACACCGAAUUUUCCUCGAUACGUCUUGGUGGACGCGGUCGCGCCGAUAACCGGACAUAAGCUAACAAUCGUUUGUGCAUCCUAAAUAGUUUAGAUGCUGCAAUCACAGCUGUACGCGUUAAUCUGCUGGAUGCCACAUUAACUUCUAUAUUUAUGUCAGACGGCAGAGAGAGAGUAUGCGAUUAUUGUCGGGAAAUCAGAAAACGAAGGAUGUAAGAAGGAUGUUAGAGAUGAUGAAUUUCUCGUUUGGAAGGUUUGAUCCUUCACUUGAAACGGAAUUGCGAAAUAAGGAGAACAAUUACAAAUGCAGUUCACCGAUGUUCUUGCGAAUAAAAUGCAACUGGCUAGACCAGGCAUUCUGAGCGCACGUGCUGGCGCGUGCACGCAUGUGUGUUCGCAAGUUUAAAUUCAAUCGAUUCGCAGUUCGGUUCGUAGUGGAAUUUAUAGACACCAGUAUUUAUAUUUAAACUCGCGUUAGUAGGUGUUUCCAAUGAAAUGUGUAUCUUUUUCGUUAGGAGAGACAAACGUUUCUUUUUCUUUACAUGUCUUUUUUUUUGGAUAGAUGAAAUCUUUCGUUGAAGAAUGAUUCUCAUCGAGCAUUUCCGUACCCGAAACGUCGAACACAUUCCUCGUCGAAAUAUCACUCGAGCACGUAACAGUAUUACAAUUACAGGCAGUGAUAAAGCACAAUGGAAAGCCUCGAGGUUUUAACAAUAUAAUUUGCCGCUAUUUGAACGCGUAUCGUGUAUUGUGAUAUACUGAUAAUAAUGUUCUUUGCGUGUAUUCUGCGCGCGUGAGUAUGUAUGCGAGUUUGCGUGUGUAUUUAUAUAUAUAUACGAGACUUUGUCGGAAGUUGUGGAAUUGAAACUGUUCCUAACGCGUUCGAGAAUAGAAGUUACGGGAUACGAUUCUACCCAGAAAGGGUGCGAACAGGCAAUUGCGCCCCCUGCUGCAAAUAAAUAUUAAAGAAAUAAUAUAUGUAGCAAUAUAUAUUUGUUUAUGUGAUCAAUAAAAUAUACUGAAAGUUUGAAAAGAA